CAGUGUUCGCGGUGCCUCUGGAAGCAGGGGGGAAGGCUGCUGUGGGAUCCUGGCUGAACAGAGUCCAGCAUCUUGCUUCCUGCUCCUGCACCAUGAAAACCCUGCUUUCUGACCUCCUGCUGCUCAGCCUCUUCUCCAGUGUGUCCAGCACCUGUCAGAAGGACUGUCUGACCUGCAGAGAGAAGCUCCGCCCAGCUCUUGACAGCUUCAACCUUGAGGCAUGCAUCCUUGAAUGUGAAGGGAAGGUCUUAACCAGCCCUCUCUGGACUCCAUGCACCAAGGUCAUGGCCAGGGGCUCCUGGCAGCUCAGCCCUGCUGACCCAGACCAUUUGGCAGCUGCGCUUUACCAGCCAAGAGCCUCCGAGAUGCAUCUGAAGCGAAUGCCCCGCAUCAGAAGCCUAUUCCAAGCACAGAAAGAAACAGAGCCCGGCAUGGAUGAGGCUGGAGAGAUGGAGCAGAAGCAGCUGCAGAAGAGGUUUGGGGGCUUCACCGGGGCCCGGAAGUCGGCCCGCAAGUUAGCCAAUCAGAAGCGGUUCAGUGAGUUUAUGAGGCAGUACCUGGUCCUGAGCAUGCAGUCCAGCCAGCGCCGGCGCACCCUGCACCAGAAUGGUGUCCGGAUGACCCCCAAAACAGCAUGUCUCCAUCCCCAGACCUGCCGGCUGGGCAUCAGGAUUCCUCCCUCCCCACGGCACUGAGGCAUGCUUUGCCUCCAGGUCUCCACCCCCAGGGGGCAGAACCGCCCCCUCUGGUUGUCUCUCCCUGCCCCUCCCCACUCCCAUGGCAUGUUUCAUGACAACACUGUUGCUACAUCAGAGUGUAUUUUUGUAAUCCCUCCAGCUAACGUUUAAACAGCCCCAUCUUUCCUUCUGACCUGCCUCUUCCCUCUUCUAGGGGUGGGUUAAAGGAGCAGGAUAUCAGCCUGGGGUUUUGACUUGUCACUGCCAUAACUUGUUUGUAAAAGAGUUGUUCUUUCUGAUUGUUUCAAACAGAUAUUUCUCCAUUAAACUUCUA
Molecule: messenger RNA, 1011 nt
Organism: Hipposideros armiger (great roundleaf bat)
Lineage: Eukaryota; Metazoa; Chordata; Mammalia; Chiroptera; Hipposideridae
Gene: PNOC
Product: prepronociceptin
Exons: 4
Coding region: 93-695 (200 amino acids)
Biological process (GO): chemical synaptic transmission; sensory perception; neuropeptide signaling pathway
Cellular component (GO): plasma membrane; dendrite; neuronal cell body
Molecular function (GO): opioid receptor binding
Source: RefSeq, a predicted model, not a curated record